Molecule: messenger RNA, 1794 nt
Organism: Adineta ricciae
Lineage: Eukaryota; Metazoa; Rotifera; Eurotatoria; Adinetida; Adinetidae
Source: the annotation of a GenBank genome assembly
AUGUUAUUUCAAGUCGCUGUUAUUUACACAUUUCUUUUGAAAUUAUUGCCUUUAUCAACUUCUAAUGUUUAUCAAUAUCUAUGGCGACAUUAUGGGGCUUCAACAAUGAAACUUUACGGCGAGUUUGUUAAAACUCGUCUACAAUUAGACAAACUACGAUGUGAUUUGACAUUUAUUCGAACAUGCAAGAGAGAAGAGCUUAUUCCUACAUUUGCUCGAAUUCGUUUGGCGAAUCCAUAUCUACGUAACUCGAAGGUUGCUCGACAAUGUGCUGAAGCUGUUCUUCAAGGAGAGAUGAAAUUUAAAAAACGUUUGCUGACUCAAUCACACAGACAUUCUAAUCGAUUAUUACAAGAAUUCAAUCAAUGUGUUCCUCGGUUAAUUAGUAUUCGACUUCGCUCGAUAGCUGAACAAAUCGUUGCAAAACGAAGAGAACGAGUCGAAACUCAACAUUUAUCUAAUUUGAACAAGUUAAGGUGCAAGAAAGUAAGUAAAUUAGAUCGUCGAUCAACAAUUGAUCCAAUAACCAAUCUGUCAAGUCGAACUCUGAAUACUGAAGAGCGAAACGCACUCAUCAAUGGUCUUCAUCAUGUGUAUCCUUCCAAUAGAUUUGAUCAUUCGCGUUUCGUCUGCAACGUUGAAUAUUUCUAUGCUCGACUACUCAAUCUACGUACAGAGUAUCGUCAUUAUGAGCAAAAGAAUGCUAAUGAGAAUGUGGUUCAUCAACUAUCAUCGGUACAGUUGAACGCUGCUUCUCAAUUCCGCUCAACGGCUAAUUCUAUCACGAAAAUGGCAGAAACCGAGCUAAAACAAGUCGGCGAAGAGCAUCAAAGAACGUUUGGAAUCCUACGGUCAUUAGCAAAAGAUCAGUCUAUUGUCAUCACAAGACCUGACAAGGGUCGUGGAGUUGUAUUAAUGGAUAGAUCUGAAUAUGUACAGAAGAUGGAAACAAUAUUGAAUGAUCCAUCAACAUUCACUGUCAUCGAUCAUGAUCCAACUAUCAUCAACGAAGAUCGACUGACCCGUACGCUGCUAAGACUGAAGAAAGAAGGUUUCAUCACCAACGAGGAAUACAACAUCGCAAGACCUGUAGGUUCCAGAGCAGCUCGUCUGUAUGGUCUACCAAAACUGCACAAAGCAAACAAUCCAUUAAGACCUGUCAUGUCAGCUACGAAAACAGUUGGUUAUGGUUUAGGUAAAAUGUUGACAAGUCGAUUAUCUCACCUUCGCAACAGCCCAUACGUUGUCAAAGAUACAUUCGAUUUUGUCAAUAAAAUCAAAUUAUCAACAAACCUAACCAAAACGAUGAUCUCUUUCGAUGUGACAAGUCUCUUCACAAAUGUACCAUUAACUUACACAAUUAAUUACAUCCUCGAUCAAAUGUACCCAGCUUGUUCAAGAAUAUGUCCACCUCGUCCUAGAACAAAGCACUGUAGAGCGUGUAAGAAAAGAAGAGACUUCGAAAUACUCCUGCGAACAGCCACAUCAGAAACAAAUUUCUUGUUCGACAAGAAGAUGUAUGUACAACACAAUGGAGUAGCAAUGGGUGCUCCAUUGGCACCAGUGAUUGCUGACAUAUUCAUGGCUCAUCUUGAAACGACAUUAAUGGACCAGUUGAAACAAAGUGGAGUAUGCNAGAUCAUCGAAACGUCGAUUCUUCUUUUAUUUUAUUUCAAUAAACAUAAUUUCGUUAUGUUAUUUCAAGUCGCUGUUAUUUACACAUUUCUUUUGAAAUUAUUGCCUUUAUCAACUUCUAACGGAAUUUUAUGUUCGGUUUUUUUAAAUCGGUUGUAA